UCAUGUGAUCAGCUGUGUCCAAUCACAGCUGAUCGCACGCAAAUAGGGAAAUGCCGCUUGUGAGGAGAGGAGAGCUGGUAAUUGGCAUUCCUCAGAGGGGACAUGUACACUGAUCAUCAGGGCACUGAUGAUCAGUGUGCCCUGAUGAUCAGUGUAGCCCCAGCAGUGCCACCUGUCAGUGUCCAUCAAUGCCAGCUGUCAGUUCUCAUCAAUGCCACCUGCCAGUGCCCAUUAGUGCCACAUUUCAGUGCCUACCAGUGCACAUCAAUCAAUGCCACAUAUCAGUGCCUACACGUGCACAUCAAUGCCACAUAUCAGUGCCCAUCUAAGCUGCCUUUCAGUGUCACCUAUCAGUGCCAGUCAGUGCCACCUAUCAAUGCUAGUCAGUGUCACCUAUCA
This is a messenger RNA of Staurois parvus, 399 nucleotides long. NCBI's taxonomy places the organism in Eukaryota, Metazoa, Chordata, Amphibia, Anura, Ranidae. The record is from the annotation of a GenBank genome assembly.